Messenger RNA from Sinocyclocheilus grahami, 2569 nucleotides. Its product is annotated as Golgi phosphoprotein 3. Gene Ontology annotation, biological process: Golgi to plasma membrane protein transport; retrograde vesicle-mediated transport, Golgi to endoplasmic reticulum; Golgi vesicle budding. Gene Ontology annotation, molecular function: phosphatidylinositol-4-phosphate binding. Bases 224 to 1111 code for a protein of 295 amino acids. The record is from RefSeq and is a predicted model, not a curated record. Lineage: Eukaryota; Metazoa; Chordata; Actinopteri; Cypriniformes; Cyprinidae. The transcript has 4 exons. Gene Ontology annotation, cellular component: trans-Golgi network; Golgi cisterna; cytosol.
CACUGCUGUUCUCGUCUCGGCUGGUCGCCAUAUUAAACCUGACGGAAUCAGCGACGCUCCGCGGUUGGGAUCGCGAGGGGCCCCUCUCCAAAACAAAUCCCGAUUUACACCUCCAUUCCCCUUAUUCACCCCGGGAAUCAUUUAUGCAUCGGACUGAAUAAGCCAGUCUGUUCUCAGACAGGAGUUGUCUGGGAAGGAGAUUUAGUUCUAGUGUGUUUGAGAGAUGAGUACUUUGACCCAGCGGAGCUCCGGCCUGGUGCAAAGACGCACCGAGGCUUCGCGCAGCGCUGCAGCCGCAGACCGAGACCGCGGAUCCGGCGACGAGGACUACGAGCCCCGCCGUGGAGACGAGCAGGACGACGAUGACAGCGGUGACUCCAAGGAAACCAGACUGACCCUGAUGGAGGAAGUUCUGCUGCUGGGCUUGAAAGACCGCGAGGGCUACACCUCCUUCUGGAAUGACUGCAUUUCAUCAGGCCUGCGGGGCUGCAUGCUCAUUGAGCUGGCCUUGCGAGGGAGACUGCAGCUGGAGGCCUGUGGCAUGAGGAGGAAAAGCCUGCUUGCUCGGAAGGUUAUAUGUAAGUCUGAUGCUCCAACAGGAGAUGUGCUUUUGGAUGAGGCUCUGAAACACAUAAAAGACACACAGCCGCCCGAAACCGUACAGGGCUGGAUUGAGUUACUUAGUGGCGAGACAUGGAACCCACUGAAGCUUCACUAUCAGCUGCGUAACGUCCGAGAGCGCCUGGCGAAGAACCUUGUAGAGAAGGGCGUCCUCACCACCGAGAAACAAAACUUUCUUCUGUUCGACAUGACUACACACCCACUUACCAAUAAUAAUAUUAAGCAGCGCCUUAUUAAGAAGGUGCAGGAGGCCGUGCUGGACAAGUGGGUGAACGACCCUCACCGAAUGGACAAACGUAUUCUAGCCCUUAUAUUCCUCGCCCAUUCCUCUGAUGUACUAGAGAACGCGUUCGCCCCGCUGCUGGAUGACCAGUAUGAUCUGGCCAUGAAGAGAGUACGGCAGCUGCUGGACCUGGAGCCUGAGAGUGAGAGCAUGAAGAACAACACCAAUGAGCUGCUGUGGGCUGUGGUGGCUGCCUUCACCAAAUGAAGCAGGUUCAGUUCUGAUGGACGUGAGAUCAAAUGUAAAACUGUUGGACUGGUAAAAUCAGCUUUGAGUUGGAUUGACCUGGUGUGUCAGAAUGGAGUCUCAGUUUUCUUUCCUUGUAGAUAUUCCUUCCUCGCUACUCUCUGCAAGAUCUAUCAUUGGGUGUCUCUUUUGUUUGGUAAGGGGACCAGUUUAUUUUCUCCUUCUUGAAUCGUUUGUUCAGUUGAAUGCAAUUGGGUACCUUCUCAGCGUAGACUGUUGGAACAUUACCAUUCGCGUCAAAGUUGCACAAAAUGGCUUGUUUUUUAUUCCUUUCUUGUCUGGACAUCUGUGUUGGGUACCUAAUAGAGUUGUCAAUCAGAUUUUUACAUUUUGUUAUCAGUUUCAUGCAUUUAAUUGGACUCAACAGAUGCUCAAGAAAAUAAAGUACACUGCAGUGUGUCAUAAUUUUUCAUUCAAUUUGUUUUCAUACUAAUAAUAGAGCCUAAAAAUAAACCAAAAGGGUUAUCAAGGGCAAAAUCCUGUUAUGAUAAUAACAGAUUAAACCUUAUUUUAAUGGCUAGUUUAAAUGCAAAUUUAGGGAAGGCUGUUAGAGGACCUGUUCAGGAUUUACUAGGUGUAUUAUGAGCGUUUAAAAAGAAUUACUUACUACCAUUCCCUCCGAUUUCCUUGAUUCUCUACGUUCUGUCUGUAAACACCCCACAACUUCGAACUCUACCUCUUCACACAUUUCUUGUCGUGAUUUCUCAUGAGCAUUCUGUUGUGUUACUUAGAGAUUGAUUUAAAAUGUACUUUUAUGUGCCUGAGAUUGGUUACAGGAUGCGUAUAUGCGUAUGCGUAUGCGUACUCAAGGUGCAGUAUGUACUGUAGCUCUUUGUGACGUGGCAUUAAUUGAGCUAGAUUCAGAAAUUGGCUGUAACUCAGUUCCUCGGAGGCCUUCUACCCUUUGCAUAUACCUACCAGAAACUAAAUUUGAGGACCACAAGAGUUUAACUCUAAGAAAUCUAUGUCCUCCCUGAAAAUAAACAUACAGUACAUUUAGCAUACAGCUUCAUUUUCUUUAGAUAUUAUGCCACUGAUAUAUAGAAGUCUGCGCACGUCCUCAAGGUUUUAAGGGAUGUUUUAUGGUGGAAUCUUGAAUAAGAUUUUCAUUUAAUAUACUCUCACCUUUUAAUGGGUUUUAAAAGAAAUCAUAACCUUCAAUGCGACUUUUAUAAGAGCAGAUUCCAUUUUCUUGAGUCAGUAUAUUUUUGAUAAUAUUUUAUUAUCAUUAGCUGAUUGCGGUAGUAUGGUAGGAUGGAUUGGCAUUCUGUCACAAUCUAGUUUAAUCUGUAUAUGGUUUCUUGUGUAUUCAUGCUGCAUACCAUAUGAGCAAACUCUGUAUCAAUCUUCAUUUUGCCUGGCAUAUUAACACUAGCACAAGCAUGACUUAAUUUAGUUUUUUACACUAUGAAGUUGUGU